CCCCUGCGCACCGGCCGGGCAGCCAGGCGCGGAGCGGGGUGCAGCAGCGGCAGCCUGGGGCGAUGGGCCUGGCCAUGGAGCACCGAGCGGCCUACUCCCGGGCGGGGGACAGUCCCCGCGGCUGCUGGUAUUACCUGCGCUACUUCUUCCUCUUCGUGUCGCUCAUCCAGUUCCUGGUCAUCCUGGGCCUGGUGCUCUUCAUGGUCUACGGCAACGUGCACGUGGGCACCGAGGCCAACCUGCAGGCCACCGAGCGCCGGGCCCAGGGCCUGUACAGCCAGGUGGUGGGGCUGUCGGCCUCCCAGGCCAACCUGUCCAAGGAGCUCAACAUCACCACGCGCACCAAGGACAACAUCAUGCAGAUGCUGCUGAGCGCCCGCCGCGACCUGGACCGCAUCAACGCCAGCUUCCGCCAGUGCCACAGCGAACGGGUCACCUACCUCAACAACCUGAGCUACAUGGCAGCCAUCAUCUUGAGCGAGCAGCAGUGCCAAGAGCAACUGAAGGAGGCCAACAGGAGCUGCGAGGCCUUGCGUCUCAUGUGGGACCAGAAGACCAAGACACUGGAAAUGGAGAUGGCCAAGGAGAAGGCUGUCUGCGCCAAGGACAAGGAGGCCUUGCUGGUGGGCAAGCGUGUGUCGGAGGAGCAGCUGGCGGCCUGCGGGAAGACCCUGGUGCAGCAGCAGCAGGAGCGGCAGCUGGCCGAGGACCGGCUGCAGAAGGUGCAGGCCCUUUGCCUCCCGCUGGACAAGGACAAGUUCGAGACGGACCUGCGCAACCUGUGGAAGGACUCCAUCAUCCCGCGCAACCUUGACACCCUAAGCUACAGCCUGGGCUUCCAUCCCAUGGGCUCCGAAAUGGCCGCCAUCCGCAGAACCUGCGACCACAUGCCCAGCCUCAUGAGCGCCAAGGUGGAGGAGCUGGCCCGGAGCCUGCGGGCGGGCAUCGAGCGCGUGGCCCGUGAGAACUCGGACCUCCAGCGCCAGAAGCUGGAGACCGAGCAGGGGCUGCGGGCCAGUCAGGAGGCCAAAGAGAAGGCGGAGAAGGAGGCCCAGGCCCGCGAGGCCAAGCUCCAAGCCGGAUGUGCCCAGCAGACCCAGCUGGCGCUGGAGGAGAAGGCGGCGCUGCGGAAGGAGAGGGACAACCUGGCCAAGGAGCUGGCGGAGAAGAAGCGAGAGGUGGAGCAGCUGAAGAUGCAGGUGGAUGUCAGAAUCUCCGCCCUGGAUACCUGCCUCAAGGCCAAGUCCCAGUCGAUACCCAUACCAAGACCUGUGGGCCCUGUCCCCCAGCCCCAGCCCAUUGACCCGGCUAGCCUGGAGGAGUUCAAGAAAAGGAUCCUGGAGUCCCAGCGGUCCCCUGCAGGCAACCCUGCAGUCUCAUCCAGUGGCUGAGGAAGCCGAGGAUUGAGGGGCGCCCAGCCCGCCUGCCUGCGGACAGUGCAGCGAGGACGCUCCUGCCCACAUCCCGGGGCCCAGGGCCGCGGCCAGGUGGCCCCCUCACACGCUCCAAGAGCCUUUCCCAGCCCCACACCGCCCCUAGACACGGCCAUGACGUCACACACAGCUUCAGCGAUGUCACAAAGCCAGGGACAUGUUCCACAGCAAGUCCAUGUUGGCAUCACAACAGCUGCAGCGAUGUCACAGACACGUGGAUGACGUCACAGUGAUAACUCCGCCACGCAGCGCCCACAGUACACGUUUCCUUUUAUCCUCACUUUGUGCUUCCCGGGGGCCAAGGAACCACAGCGUCACCACAGCCCUGUGUCCCCCCCCCCGCCCAACUUCCUUAUCUCCCUGCGCCUGGACCAGGAGGUGAGAACAGGAAGCCAUUCACCUCCAACCCUCUGAGAGUUUCCAGGCUGCCUUGAGAGUUUCUAGCUGCCCCUCCUUGAGAGUUUCCAGGCUCCCCUCGUGAGGGAGAGCCUGGUCCAGGGGUGAGGAUCCACCAGGGCACCCCGCAGCCAGUGAGGAGAGCACCCCCUUCCCUCCCACUCCUCUACACCAUUAUGAGACUAGCGGCACUUAAUAAAUGUUAGCAA
Molecule: messenger RNA, 2038 nt
Organism: Sciurus carolinensis (gray squirrel)
Lineage: Eukaryota; Metazoa; Chordata; Mammalia; Rodentia; Sciuridae
Gene: Plvap
Product: plasmalemma vesicle associated protein
Exons: 6
Coding region: 63-1391 (442 amino acids)
Biological process (GO): regulation of vascular permeability; positive regulation of cellular extravasation
Cellular component (GO): caveola
Source: RefSeq, a predicted model, not a curated record